Girardinichthys multiradiatus is the source of this 2233-nucleotide messenger RNA. RefSeq names its product epoxide hydrolase 4 (gene ephx4). Bases 435 to 1544 code for a protein of 369 amino acids. Lineage: Eukaryota; Metazoa; Chordata; Actinopteri; Cyprinodontiformes; Goodeidae. Gene Ontology annotation, molecular function: hydrolase activity. The record is from RefSeq and is a predicted model, not a curated record. The transcript is spliced from 7 exons.
AGCAUGCAGGCUGUGUUGUCGUUGCAGCGUUGUUGCCAUAGCAGCGACUUGAUGCCGUGCCGCUUUGCAGUGAUUGCUCUGUGUUGCCUCUCUAAAACGGCGCCUUCUUUUCUCGGUUGAGAUGAAAAGAGUGAAAACAAAGAAAAACCACGAAUGUCCGCCAGGAACGGGUUACUGGCGGACAUUCGGUCCGUUCUUAUCUCUCGGUCAGCACCUUAUCCCGCUAGACCCCCGUCGCUGUCACACGCAAGCGUGAAAUCUGACGUGGUGCCACCGUCCCAUUCAGACGCUUCUCGGGACCCUCCCUUAAAACAGUCGUGCGUAUGAGCUGGUAGCGAGACAACGGCGCCACCGGAGCCAAGGUUCAACAGCAGCGGCCGGAAGGGAAUCAAUAGUCAACGCGACCUGGAUUGAUUUCCUACGGCAAUGCGAAGAUGGCGAGAGUGCUCCACACCUUACUGUUAUUUCUAGUCAGACUUGCGCUGAAAAUCAGAGUUUGGGGAUACUGGUCGUUAAUCUACGGUUAUUGUGCUCUCUGCACCACCGCAGCCCUGCUGAAACUUUGCUGGAACAUCGUGCUGAGGCCGACAACAACCUUCCAAUGGGAGACCCGUGAAACUCCCCCGGCUUGUCUGAAUGACACGUCCUUGGGAACUCAUUGUUAUGUUAGGAUCAAGGAGUCUGGCCUUCGAUUUCACUACGUUGCUGCUGGGGAGAGAGGAAAGCCCCUCAUGCUGUUUUUGCAUGGCUUCCCUGAGUUCUGGUUCUCCUGGCGCUACCAGCUGCGAGAGUUUAAGAGUGAGUUCCGUGUGGUGGCCAUCGACAUGCGCGGCUACGGGGAAUCUGACCUCCCGCUCUCCACUGAGAGUUACCACCUUGAUUACCUGGUCACCGACGUAAAGGACAUUGUGGAGUACCUGGGGUACAAUAGGUGUUGCCUCGUAGGCCACGACUGGGGUGGAACGAUAGCGUGGCUCUUUGCCAUACACUACCCUGAGAUGGUGACAAAACUGAUCGUCCUAAACUGCCCCCAUCCUUCAGUGUUCACAGACUACACUCUGCGUCACCCCAGCCAGCUGCUGAAAUCCAGCCAUUUCUUUUUCUUCCAGCUGCCCUGCUUCCCAGAGCUGAUGCUCUCCAUCAAUGAUUUCAAGGCUCUAAAGGCUUUAUUCACCAGUCGAAGCACAGGGAUUGGGAGAAAGGGCCGGUGGCUCACUGCAGAGGACCUGGAAGCCUAUUUGUAUGCAGUCUCACAACCGGGAGCUCUAACAGGAGCCCUCAACUAUUACAGGAAUGUCUUCAGCUCCCUCCCGCUGAGCCACAAACACGUCAGGUCUCCGGUGUUGCUGCUGUGGGGAGAACGGGAUGCGUUCCUGGAGCAGGAGAUGGCUGAGGCUUGCCGUCUCUACAUCAGGAAUCAUUUCCGUUUAAACAUCAUUUCCGGGGCCAGCCACUGGCUGCAGCAGGACCAGCCGGACAUUGUCAACACCCUCAUAUGGACCUUCCUGAAGGAAGGAGAGGGGCGCAAAAGCUACAGGAACUAACCCACAGCAAAGCCCCCACUCCUGCACCGUCUCAUCCCUUAUCCUCACUGUCCACUCCCGGAAGCCUUGAAUAUGCCUGUGAUACCAAGCAACAUAGUGAUGAUGCAAUCAUUCUUUAAAUUUUUCACGUUUUCAAAAUUUUUUAAAAGAAGUCAGCGAUGAAGGAGAGAAUCAAAGCACACCUCACUGGAGAGGAUCCUGCAGAAUACACGUUUAAGAUAUUUUUUGCACAUGACAGUGACACCCGCCUUAAAGUUUGUUGGUUACAGCAUUACAAAUGUGUGGCGAAGUCUUUUCUUUGUGACCUGUAUUGUGUUGUGCCUUUUAACUUUGGAGCUGUCGCGGUGUGAAGGCGUCCUGAGGCGUUGGGACGUUUCGUUGUCCACUGUACUUGUGUUUCAUCGGGGUUGCUCAGCUGUAUUUUGGGCCCAGUUCUUUGGGAGUCACACCUCCCAGGGCUCCGUUUAUCAAGUAGUGUUUGUCAAAAGGAGUUUUCUUUUUUGUAAUUUUUUUUUUUUCUCAGAUACUUGCUCAAAUGUAGAGAAUGUUAACUUGAUCUUCCUGUAUGGAAAUGUUAGUGAUGGUUGCCUACUGUACUAUUUUGUAUCUCUUACUGCACACUGCAUUUUGAAACACACUGAGCCAGGUCUGUAGUGUUUGAUUUUAUAAAUAAACCGAAGAAGUGUCAA